Messenger RNA from Gastrolobium bilobum, 2859 nucleotides. RefSeq names its product protein IQ-DOMAIN 32-like. NCBI's taxonomy places the organism in Eukaryota, Viridiplantae, Streptophyta, Magnoliopsida, Fabales, Fabaceae. Gene Ontology annotation, molecular function: protein binding. The transcript has 6 exons. The coding region runs from base 70 to 2448 and encodes 792 amino acids. The record is from RefSeq and is a predicted model, not a curated record.
UUGAUCGUCUCCUAAGAAAGUGUGUGUGAAGUGUAAGACUGGGAGGGAGAGAGAGAGAGAGGGAGAUUCAUGGGGAAAUCUAGCUCCUGCUUCAGAUUGAUCACAUGUGGCGGUGAUGAGGCGGAGAAGGAUGAUCACCAAGUAGUAUCGGAGAUCAACGAUUCUAACGAUAAACGUGGAUGGAGUUUCCGGAAGAGAUCUGCAAGGCAUCGUGUGCUUAGCAAUACUGCCAUAACUGAGACCCCAUCUUCUGCAAAUAAGGAGAGUUCAGAACGUACAAGCAUUAAUUUUCAAUCAGUGGCUGAACCUAAUGUUGUUGAGAAGAUUUAUACAACAAAUUUCUCUGAUGAAAAGCCCCAGUUAUCCUCCUUGGCAAGCUCACAAGUGUCAGAAACAAUUGUCACUGAAACUGAGGGUAAGGUGGAUGUCAAUCAACCGGAGUCUGUUGUUAUCAUUAUCCAAGCUGCCAUUAGAAGAUUUUUGGCUCAGAAAGCACUGCUAAAGAGUAAGAAUGUAGUGAAGUUGCAAGCUGCUGUUCGUGGGCACUUGGUCAGGAAGCAUGCUGUAGGAACACUGCGUUGUGUUCAAGCUAUUGUUAAAAUGCAGCUCCUUGUGCGAGCUCGACAUGCUAAGCAGUCACAUUCAGAAAAUCAUUUAAAUCACAAGGAUGGCAAAAAUGAUGGCUCAAAAACUUUGGGUACUGAAUAUCAUGUCACCAAAUCAAAUGUGACGCACAAUUCCAUAGAGAAGCUGCUUAGCAAUAGGUUUGCUCGUCAGCUGUUGGAAUCAACACCAAAAAACAAACCUAUUAAUGUCAAGUGUGAUCCGUCUAAAGCUAAUUCUGCUUGGAAAUGGUUGGAGAGAUGGAUGUCUGUUUCCUCAAAAGAUUCUGCAGAGUAUAAGAAACCAAUUUGUGUGUCAGAACAAUCAAACGAAACCAAAGAUAGCACUUAUGUGUCUCAAUUGGAAACAGAUAUUCAAUCUGAAGUUUUUCUUCAGUUUGCUGACUCAAAGCCCACUGUUGGGGAUUCAUCUCUUCCGUCUGAGAAUGAAGAGAAGACAACCACUUAUGAUGCUAACAACUUCAACUUUCAAGCAAGCCCCUCUACAAAAGAUAACUUGGAACAGACUCCUCAUGAAAAGACGAUUACAGAUGAUGCUAAAGUAACCUCAACUGAAAUUGAUUCUUUCCAAAAUGAAAAAAUGGAAUCAGAUACAAUUCCCUUACAGGAGCCUACUUCUUUUCCUCAUAAGCCUGAAAUUGAUGAUGAGCAGUGCAAACAAUCUAUCAAAACAGUUGCCUCAGACCAACUUGAGACUGAGGGAAUGACAUUUGCACAUGAAUCAAGGAAGUUCAGUAAUCCUGCAUUUAUUGCUGCACAUUCCAAAUUUGAAGAGCUGAGUUUAAUGGCAAAUUCUGAUAGAUCAAGCAGUAUGUCCAAUCAAGUUGCAUCAGUUGAAUUACAAGCAGACACCACUUCAGUUGUCACUGAUACUGCAUAUAGAUCAAAGGAGUUCUUGUCAUCUGAGAAUUCUACUCCCUAUCCUUCCAGAAUUGGUGGUUCUGAAUGUGGUACUGAACUCUCUAUAUCUUCAACUCUUGAUUCGCCUGACAGAUUAGAGGUUGGGAUUAUGGAAAAUGAGCAUGAUGCCAAAGAUUUGGUAGAAGGGAUAGGUAAUCCUGAAAACAAGAUAGAUCAUGGUGUUGAGGUCAAUAUUUUGUGUGCCACUCCAACUUCUAACUUACCUUGCUCUGAUUUGGAUCAAUUAGAAAUUGUUGAUGACAUCAGUGGCAAAAUGGUUCAUUCAGUGGUGCUUGGGGACUCUAAAGAGCCUGCUGUUGAGACGGAGAAAAAUGCAUCUGACCUGCUGAGAGAACAGGCAGAGACUGUUCUGCAAGAUUUUAAGUUGUCUCCGGAAGCUUCACCAGGAAGCCAUAUGACCAUCCCUGAAUCCCAAGGAACACCUUCAAGUCAGGUAUCCGUGAAACCUAAAGAGAGCAAAACAAAAAAGACUGGAUCGAGUAAUAGACGCAGAAUACUGUCUGCUGGUAACAAGUCUCCUGCAAAUGCAAAUCAUGAUUCAGGCUCAAGUGGUAGUAGAGAACAACUGCCUAAAGAUCAGCAGAGUGGAAAGAGACGCAAUUCCUUUGGCUCAGCAAAACUUGAUCAUGUUGAUCAAGAACCUAGAGAUAAUAGUAGUGACAAUAGUUCUAUUCCACAUUUCAUGCAAGCUACAGAAUCUGCUAGGGCCAAGAUAAAUGCGAAUAACUCUCCAAGAUCAAGUCCAGAUGUACAUGACCAAGAAACCCACGUUAAGAAGAGACAUUCCUUACCUGGUGCAACUGGUAGGCAGGGUUCUCCCCGUAUCCAACAAUCGUCUCAAGCCCAGCCGAGCACAAAGGGAAAUGGCGUACAUGCCCUUAAUGAGAGAAAAUGGCAGAGGUGAAUUUGACACUUGACAGCUUAAGCAUGUUCACAUGCCUCUACUAUGGUUGAUGAUGAGUACUACAGUGACACACAUUAGCAGUUUGUAAUUCUGAUUACAUUUGUAUUCUUUGCCUUUCUUCUCUGCCCCCCAAAAUUUAAAGAUGGAGUUUGGCUGUGACAGGAGGGUUCGUAUAUAGAAUACUAGAGUGUGAAUGAGAUGCUUAUUUAUACGUUAUUGCUCUCCUCACUGUGAUUGUUGUGUCACAUUCAGUGUGGUACGAUUUGUAAGUUGCAUACUACUGGUGCUUGUGAUGUCACUUCAUGUUUGUUAAAAUGUUUUAUUUGUCUGAGGCAUCUACAGUUUUUUUUUUUUGUUUUUUUCAUAGGUAUUGCCUGGUUGUAAUAAACUGCAUAUUCCUAUUUUGACUUC